AUGGAACCGAAAUCGUCACUCAAGCUCGGAGAGCUUACGACCAACCAGCGCGGCGGCAAGGUCUUCCCUGCAAGUGCUCAGGCCUGGCAAUUUCAGGAAUGGACGCGAAUACUCUGGCACCCUAGCCCCUAUGGGAGCGAGGAGGCCCGACGCAUCUCUCUUUGCCUCGAGCCAAACGAGGCCGCGGUGGCGGACCUGAAGGCACUGGAGGAGGAUGUCAAGAGACAACUGACGCGGCGGAGCCUUGAUGACGCGAAGAUCUUCGGCCGACACCUUGCCGCGUCAGAUGUGGAAGCCCGCUUCGUCUCCUGCUUGAAGACGUCGGCGCGCGGAAACAGCUUCAUCAAGUUAAAGGUCGACCUGUCCCGAGUCAACUUCUGGGAUGCAGAGCAGCAGCCCCUGGAGGAACCCGGCAACUUGGCCGGCCGGGAGUGCAAGCUGCGCGCCGAGCUGAAGCAGGUUUGGCUGAUGAGCGGACAGUGCGGCUUGCUCGUCGAAGUGACCGAUCUCAUGCUAAAGGAAGAGCUGCCCCGGCAGUGCCCCUUCUGA
Molecule: messenger RNA, 549 nt
Organism: Symbiodinium necroappetens
Lineage: Eukaryota; Dinophyceae; Suessiales; Symbiodiniaceae
Source: the annotation of a GenBank genome assembly